GAUUCGUCCAGCGGAUGCGCGUAAAACCGCCAGAGGGGAGUUUAAUGGCGCGCUAGAGCCCUGGAUCUUCGCCACACGAUCGAGGCGAGCUCCAGCUUCUCAAGCUCGAUCCAAGCGCACAAGCUGGGAGAUCAUCGCCCGGUAGGGUAUUUCGAUGAGGUUUUGUGGAUCCGGCCGCCGGCAUUGAUCCAAGAAGCUGGGAUUUCCAGCGAGGAGACCGCUAGGGCAGAUCGCCAUGGACCAGUACGAGAUCAUGGAGAGGAACAAGGAGCUGCAAGCGCUCCAGGUGAAGCAAGAGGCAGUGCGAAUGGAAAAUACGCUACUCUCGGAACAUCUAUCGAGGAUUGUGACACGCAAGGGGAGCUUGCAACUUCACCUGGAAAAGAUGGAAGAAGAAGAAACUGAGAAGGAAGAACAGGAGGCAGCCGAGGCACUACGCCGGAGCUCGAGACGAUCGUUCCGGAUUUUUCACGAUGGUCCUCCGGUGCCAAGAGCCACAGUACGAUUCUUGUCGCCGCCAAAGAUACCUUCGCUCUCGCCACCCAAGCAAAGAGCCGAGGCGCUUCCCAUGAGCACCGAGGAGAAAGUUGAGAUCGCUGAUGAAGAAUGCGGACAUCUCACUGAUCAAGUCGAGAAGUUGCGAGCGGAGAACGAUCGCUGCCUCGAUGAUCUUGGUGCUGUUUACAAUGAGGUGAAGCGAGGCAUGAGGGAAACGAAGAAGGAGAAGAACAGCUUCUACAGGGAGGUGAUUCUUUUGUCAGAGAUCAAUCCCGGAAAGGUGAUCUAUGCCGAAGAUGUGUUGAGAAAGCAAAAUGUGAGAGACAAAUUGCAAGAGAAGAAUGAUUUGCUUCAUAUGGAGAUCAUGGAAGCCGAGCACCAGUUCAGCACGAAAAAGGAUCUCAAGGACAUCUUACAUGCCAUCGACUUCGAUCAGCUUCAGAUCCAAAACGUCCAGCUCCACGCCAGGAUACGGGACAGGACUUACGAGAUCUGGGACCUCAAGAGCGCGGUCAAGAGAACGCUCAAGAGCAAGCUUCACGAAUCCGUGGUAGCGCAUAUGCAAGAAGAAGAUGGGCCUCCUCGUCCCACAGCUCUCGACUACAUGCGUUGUAGACAUAACAACGACGAGUUGUCCAAAGAGGUCAAGACUUGGAAGAACAAGGUUGAGGUAGCGGAACUAACAAACAUUCAGCUUCACAAAAUGCUCAGACAAGCACUCAAGAAUCGCGAAGUCUCGGUUCGGCAGGAAGCAUCAACAGUGGUGGCGGUGUGCUAG
Molecule: messenger RNA, 1276 nt
Organism: Selaginella moellendorffii
Lineage: Eukaryota; Viridiplantae; Streptophyta; Lycopodiopsida; Selaginellales; Selaginellaceae
Product: coiled-coil domain-containing protein 113-like
Exons: 5
Coding region: 236-1276 (346 amino acids)
Biological process (GO): cilium assembly
Cellular component (GO): axoneme; ciliary basal body
Source: RefSeq, a predicted model, not a curated record